CAAAAUUGUCUGGCGUAUGAAAACCGCCUCUAGUAUUAAACCUGUCGUGCCUUUUCUCACUAGUAGGCAGCGCUGUAAUUUUAACACAGGUAUUUUAGGGCUUUUAUUGUAACAGCGUCAAAGAAUGCCCGUCGAUAGCGCGUCACCGCAUCAAACAUGUCUGUCAGCAGGUCUCUGCCAUGAGCGUCUGACGCGCUCGGGAAGCGUUUCACCACCGCGUUCCGCGACGCGCUCAAUGCGACUGCGGAUAUCACACGCUCGUUCGUACGCCAUAGAGGAAUGAUUAUCCACAAUCGAGUAAUUAAUAUUAAACAAAGGCCUAGUUAUCGACAGCUGCUGGAGCCUGAUUUAAAGCGUCGCUGUGGUCCGGGUGCACGAUGUUUUGUGAUGGACAGGAUGAAGAGGACAGUGCUCUGUCAGUGCUGUGUUUAUGACCAGUCAGCACAGUGACUCCCACUCAUGCCACAGAUGUCCUUCCCUUAGCUCACUGAGCUAACUUUAUUUCUUCUCGUCACCCCUGUUAUCCUUUCACUCUUUCCCCUCUCAUGCCUCUUGCUCCGUCUUCACUCGAUCUCUCUUCUCUGAUCUCUCCCUUGUCCAUCCCUCCCUUUGACUUUCCCAUCCCUUCCUCUGUCACCCCUGCUCUGUGUCGGAUGUCAUAAUGAUGUGCUGCGGUCGAGCACUGGACUCCCCCUGCACUCUAGCUCUGUUGGUGGGCUUCCAGUUUGCGUUUGUCCUCUACUUCUCCCUGGGAGGCUUUCGUGGCCUAGUGUCUGUUUUGGUUCAUUCCACUGAGCCUGAGAUCGACUACUCUCGACCGCAUGACGUCUACACCAACCUCACCUCUCUGCUGCUCCACCACCCAGGACCCAGUGGACCAGAACAGCAGCUCAAGGAGUGUAUACUGCCCUCUCCACUGCUGGUGGGUCCCGUUUCUGUCCACCUCUCCUCACCCCCCUCCCUGGAGAAGAUAAAAGAGAAGAACCCCUUGGUGACCUUAGGGGGUCAUUACCGCCCACCAGACUGUGAGCCACGGCACCACACAGCCAUCGUGGUCCCCUACCGGAACCGCCAGACCCACCUCCGCGCCCUCCUCUACCAUCUGCACCCUUUUUUGCAGCGGCAGCAGGUCCACUAUGGCAUUUACAUUGUGCACCAGUCAGGGAACUCCACGUUUAACCGAGCGAAGUUGCUGAAUGUUGGAGUGCGGGAGGCGCUGAAAGAAGAGGACUGGAGCUGUAUUUUCCUGCAUGAUGUUGACCUGCUACCGGAGAAUGACCACAAUACCUACACCUGCCACCCUCAGUACCCUACACACCUCUCCGUAGCUAUGGACAAGUUCAGAUACAGGCUUCCAUACUCACAAUACUUUGGAGGGGUGUCUGCUGUGACUCCAGAGCAGUACCUCAAGAUGAACGGCUUUCCGAAUCAGUAUUGGGGCUGGGGAGGAGAGGACGAUGACAUCGCAGCUCGAGUCCGUCUCUCUGGGAUGAAGAUCAUGCGCCCCCCUUUGGCCAUUGGGCAUUAUAAGAUGAUCAAACAUAAAGGAGAUCAGGGUAAUGAGCAGAACCCAAGAAGGUUUGACCUGCUGAAGCGCACAAGGCUGAACUGGCGCUCAGAUGGACUGAACUCGCUGACUUAUGAGCUCCUGUCCAAAGAGUUGGAGCCAUUGUACACAAAUUUGUCUGUCAACAUUGGGGAUGAUCCACACCGUCCCCCUGCGAAGGCUCCACCCCGGAAGUCAGAGCCUCAACCCACUCCAACUAAUAAAGUGAAGACUGAAAAAGUGGGUGUGGUCAUCAAUCAUAAUGCCACAAGAGUGGAGCCCACCCAUUUGAAGGCCAGUAAUGAAAGUUCAAAUGUUGUUCAAAAAGCUCCUUUGAACCAAGAAAUGGGAUGAUACUGAUAAUCAAGUAUCCCAGACAAUUCACAGGAUGCAUAUUGGAGGGAAUACCAGUUUGCUCUUUAUUUUAUAUCGUGAAGCAUUGCUACUCUAGGCAAAUAAGUUCAUUCCACUGAAAGUCGACUGAAACUGCACGGCCGCCUCUGAAUGUUGUUCAGCUGCUGACAGGAUGACGUUUGCACAAGUCUGAAGAUCUCGUUUCGAUGUAGGAGAGUGGGCCGAGUUGUAAACGCUCUCGAAAGUGACCUAUCGACGUAACUGUGCAAGUCCUCUGUGUUUUUGAGCCGACCUGCUGCCAGCUGCUGCUCUUCACCCCACUGUGUGGGUCUGUUUUUCUGUGCCUUUUCUUGCCCUUAAACCAGUCUCUUAUCAACAUGCCAUGACUCAGUUGAAAGCAUUAUUACUGCACACCACUGUUAUUGAUAUUACAGUUGAAUGCUCAUUCCACGUUUAUCUGUUUUUCUCUUCUUUUAAUAUCUAGUCAGCACACACUGCUUUGUGAUCUAGUGCUUGAGCAGACGUGUAUCACUGUGGUCUAUUUUUGGUCUUACUGUACAAACUUAGAAAGGUGUGAUCUUUGAUAGUGAGCACUGGAUUAUUUUCUCUUUUAGCUGCUCGGAUACCUAUUAAUAGUUUAUGAUAGUGUAAAAGAGUUUAAUUAUUUUAGGUAUUGUGUGGUGCCUUUGUUGGAUUCCAUUUUGGUUGUAGACAAUCAUUGGGUAAGCAUAACAUGACAAAAAAUAUAUUUAUUUAUAGUAUUUACAGACUUUUAUUUGAAUUCAGGAAUAUGUUUCUGUUAAAUAGAUUUGAUUGUUGAAGGUGUUUAAGAUGCUAGUUGAUAUUUUAAGAUUUUAUAAACAUUAAACCAUUAGUGGGUAAUUUUAUGCUUAGUAAUAGAGCAAGAAUAUUAUUUUUUAGUCAGAGAUAUAAGUUGUAUCACCAUCAUGGCACUUUUUAGGUAUAAACUGCACAUACAAUCCUCGAGUAUAAGCUACAUUUGAAGAACAAAUAUCAGCGACAGACAUUUUUCUUUUCAAGUUCUUUUGAAAUAAAAAUAGCAUUGCACAUUAUAUUAGCAGGUCCACUGACUUUUUUCUCUCUCCCACAAUGCAAACUACAGACCGUUAAAGGAUUAGUUCACAUCCACAAUAAAAAAAAUGUCCUGAGAAUGUACUCGCCCCCAUGUCAUCCAAGAUGUUAAUGUCUUUCUUUCUUCAGUUGAAAAGAAAUGAAGGUUUUUGAGGAGAACAUUCCAGGACUUUUUGCCAUAUAGUGGACUUCAAUGGUGGCAAAUGGGUUGAAGGUCCAAAUUGCAGUUUCAAUGCAGCUUCAAAGGGCUCCACACAAUCCCGUCCCAGGAAUAUUGGUCUAAUCUAGCGAACUGUCAUUUUCUAAAAAAAAUACACAUUUAUACAUUUCUUAACCACAAAUGCUCAUCUUGCACUAGCUCUGCAAUGUACAUGAGCGUCUUCGCACAUUACUUAAUCACGUUGGAAGAAAAUCGAAUUUUCUUCAACUUCAAAAUCGUCCGACAUAUUUGUUUUACCUUUUUUUGUAAAGGGUGUUUGACAUUCUUUGCAGGUUUGCUUUGUAAACACUGGGUUGAUACUUCCAUCUACGUAACAUGUGACCUUUCCAACGUGACUACGUAAUGCGUGAAGAUGAGCUAGUGCAAAAUGAGCAGUUGUGGUAAAAAAAAUAUAUAAAUUGUAAUUUUGUUUAGAAAAUGACUGAUCGUUUUGUUAAAUAAGGCCCUCGUUUCUCGUCUGGGAUCGUGUAGAGCCCUUUGAAGCUGCAUUGAAACUGCAAUUUGGACCUUCAACACAUCGAUCCCCAUUUAAGUCCACUAUAUGGAGAGUGAGUAAAUAAUCAGGAUUUUUUUAUUCUUAAAGUGAACUAAUCAUUUAAUAAAAAAUUAUAAUUUGCUGUAAGUGGUAGUCUGAAGGUGCUCAUUGAGAAUCCAUCCCAUCAUGUGACAUGGUGCAUAUCUCACUGUAUGUACAACAUAUUUCAAAUCUAGAUAUACAUUUCAAAGAGGCUGUUUAAAUGAUGUAUUCUGGUUUUGAUACGCAAUUCUAAGUGUUACAGACUCAUCAGAAUAAAAACAUGGUGUUUUACUUCAUGCCUUUGUAUUAAAACUACAAAAAGUCUACAAAAAGUGUAACUUUUUGUAAAUAAUUCAAGAUAGUAUUCUGAGAUGCAUGUGGCAGAUGAAUAUAUUUCAUCCUAGCAUAUUUGCAAGACCCUUGUAUACGGUAUACAUAUUAAAUAAAGUACAUAGUUUUCUAUCAGAUACAGUAUUUGGCAUUAGUGUUAAACUACUGUGCCUAAUAGUCUCUAACUUGAGAACGUAAUUACAUCUGAUAUUAACUGUUUUAGACGUGACACUCUGUAAAGAGUGGUAAGAUUUUGAGGACUGUGUUGAUUUUUUUUGUCAUGUCAUUUAUGGUCAAACACUGUUGAUUUGAAUGUGUAUUUGAAUGUGUUUACUUUUGGCUAUGAUGACUGUUGGUUAUAUAAAUAUAUAUAUAACGGAGACUCUGAAGCUGCAUUUUGACUUGUGUCUGAGUUACAUUGGAGUUUGCCACAGAUAUGCGUGAUUAGUUAUUUUGUUGAAUAAACACAAUGACAACACUGUACCAUUGUGAUUUACCCAUGCAGCUGUUUAUUGUAUGUUUAUCAAGAGAGAGUGGAAAAAUGUUAAAACAAGGGUCUUAAUCUUUAGGACCCGUGACUGAUUUAGAGGGACUCUUAAAGGGAUAGUUCACACAAAAAUGUAAAUUCUCAUGUCAUUCCAAACCUGUAUGACUUUUCUUUGUUCUGCAUAUUUUAAAGAAUGUUGGUAAACGCACAGAUUUGGUGACAGAGACAGUUUUCGUAAAUAUUUUAUGUGACAACAGAAUAAAGAAAGUCAGGUUUGAAACAACAUGAGGGUGAAUAAGUGAUGACAGGGGUGAACUAUCCCUCACCUUCAGUUCCCCAAGCAUUCAGUGUCUGCUCACAAAAUCACUCAUUGGCUUCCAAGCACCAAAAACAUAAACCGAUGACUAGUGAAUCAAGCUGAUGUUGUGUCCUAGGGGGCCUACAGGUGUGUCAGUGUAUUAUUGAGCAAAUAAAGAAAAAAAUAUUUAAAA
Molecule: messenger RNA, 5037 nt
Organism: Labeo rohita (rohu)
Lineage: Eukaryota; Metazoa; Chordata; Actinopteri; Cypriniformes; Cyprinidae
Gene: b4galt3
Product: UDP-Gal:betaGlcNAc beta 1,4- galactosyltransferase, polypeptide 3
Exons: 8
Coding region: 662-1900 (412 amino acids)
Biological process (GO): galactosylceramide biosynthetic process; carbohydrate metabolic process
Molecular function (GO): glycosyltransferase activity
Source: RefSeq, a predicted model, not a curated record